Molecule: messenger RNA, 801 nt
Organism: Sorghum bicolor (sorghum)
Lineage: Eukaryota; Viridiplantae; Streptophyta; Magnoliopsida; Poales; Poaceae
Exons: 3
Coding region: 1-801 (266 amino acids)
Source: RefSeq, a predicted model, not a curated record
AUGGAGUUCUUCCCCGACGGGAUGCACCUGCGGCUGCGCAACCGCAAGCACGGCACGUACCUCCACGCCGACGAGGACGGCGUGUACGUCUCCCUGACGCUGCACCGCGCCUCCCUGAACACGGCGUGGCAGGUGCACCGCGUCCUGCGCAGCGGCGGCGACUACGUCCUCCUCCACAGUGCAGCCUACGGCCGCUACCUCGCGCUCUCGCCGGAGCAGGUGUCGCUGGUCUACGUCGGCCACCGCGCCGUCCAGGGCGUCUACGAGAGCCCGGAGCAGGACGACGUGCUCUGGGAGGCCGUCUGGGUGGACGAUGAGGGCGGCGACGUCCUCAUGCUCCACGCCUCGAACCGUCUCCUCCGCGCCGCCCCCUGGAACCCACUCUUGAACAGCUGCGUCUUCGUCGACAUCGACAAUGCCGGCGCGAUGAUGCAUUGGGUGGUCGAGGCCAUCCCCCUGAGACCGGAGCCGCCGCCACUGCCAGCCCUUCCCAUUGGAGUUGUGUUGUGGCGGAAGAUCGUAUACAUGAGGGCAGAUGAUCACGGGAACUUCGAUCCGCUCGCUAGGAGAACGUACGAUUUCAGCGGCAGGUCCUUGAACCAACUGACGGGCGACCUGGCGAAUCAGCUGCGCGAACCGUUCCACCGCAUCACGCUGUGCGUGCGCGCCGGCUCCCAUGGGCGGCUGACCCCUUUGGCCAUCGACCUGCCUUCCAACCAGCAGGCGAUGGAGAUCAUUGUCCUCACCACCAUGUCACCAGCGGCUUCGGUGUUGCGGCACCCAAAUGUUGAUGCACCAUAG